Papaver somniferum (opium poppy) is the source of this 772-nucleotide messenger RNA. Its product is annotated as cytochrome c oxidase assembly protein COX19-like. The coding region runs from base 125 to 466 and encodes 113 amino acids. The transcript has 4 exons. The record is from RefSeq and is a predicted model, not a curated record. Lineage: Eukaryota; Viridiplantae; Streptophyta; Magnoliopsida; Ranunculales; Papaveraceae.
CCCGAACAUGUCUCUGUGCGCCAAACUUUGCUCACUUCUUCUACAGUGAUGCACCCGUCGUGUUUUGGAGCCUAGCUAGUGUUAAAUUAGGAUCUUCAGUUACUGGAGCAGAAAACAAUACAAGAUGAGUGCAGGUGGUGCAUUUGGUGGUAACAGGGGAAUGAGACCCGUUGCCCCUGAGAAAGGUGUUUUCCCGUUGGACCACAUGCAUGAAUGUGACUUGGAGAAAAAGGAAUACAUCAGCUGCCUUAAAACAUCAGGCUUUCAAUCAGAAAUUUGUAGACGCUUUUCAAAGAAAUACCUCGAAUGCCGUAUGGAGAAGAAUUUGAUGGCUAGACAAGACAUGAAAGAGCUUGGAUUUGGGAAAAAUUAUGAUGACGAAGAGCAGGAAGAAGGCAAGACUGAGAAAAUUGAUGGCAAGGACGUCAAAUCACCUGGUGCACAGGGUAAAACUUUAGUUAAGUGAAGUUGGAAUUACUGGGACUGUGUUCUGACGACUUCUUCAAACAGAGCUUCAGAUUUCAAACAUAGAAUAGACAAUUUAUUGUAACAUAAUGUCAGAUGAUAGGUGAACUAGUGGAAAAUUCCACUGUAAAUGAAUUUUGUGAUGUUCUCUGACAUAUCAAAUGAACAAAUGCCGUGUCAUUGAUGAACCCUUUUCUGAUUUACAUUUUUCUGUCUCUGCAGACUGAGUAAAAUGGUCUGUAGGUUGUCGGGAGCGUGUAUUUAAAUUCUGUCACUGGUUUAUUUUAUGAAUGCAGAUUUUCUUAGU